GCUUGAAAGGUCAAACAAGUCAGGCUGCCUGCUGUGCAUGGAGUCAAUUCCAUCUCCUACCCUUCGGUCAUCAGUCAUCACCACCACCCUCAGCCCCCCAGUUCCUCUGUAAGGCACCUAUUAUUGAUUCAUCCUGACCUCAUCUGGGGCCAAUUGACCUCGCUUCCUCUGGCCGCGUCCCGGAAAGGAAUUGUUUAGCUCUCUUUAGGCUGCUUCAUCUCCCUGCGUCGCUCGAAGUAGAAGGCAGGCGGCUUUUGUCUUUCAAGUGACUUUUGGCCCCCUUUUGGGAUCCCAAGCCCUGGAGAUGGCUCAGCAUGCCCAUGUUCCGAAGUUUGGAGAUUGGGAAAGCGUUGGUGAUGUUCCCUAUACACAACGUUUUGAGGUUGUUCGCAAGGGUAGAAGUGGAGGGAAGGCAAUAAAUUCAGAUGAUCCUCAUGAAAACCCUGAAGCAGUACAUCCAAACUUGGAAGACCUACAUCCAAAGGAUGAUCGCCGUCGACUAACGCAGUCACCUUUGCAACAUGGUGCUGUGACUUCUAAACCAACCAUGGUGUCCCCUCUUCAUAGGCAUGGGUAUCAACCAGAUUCAGGUGACCAUAGGAGGGCUGGCAGAACAAGUGGUGGAUCUGAGAAUAGCUCUCCACUUCAUGCCCACUAUCAAGUGAAAGCUGCUACUAGAGUUGGUGUAUCUUCUCCUUCCAAGGGUUCAUCCGAAGGUAGCCAUGCAUACGCUUCCAAUGUUGCAAGUAGAUCGAGAAUGACUGGUGGUCGAGGUGAUGAAACACCUGAGAAAGUGUCAUCUGUGCCUAAGUUUGGUGAGUGGGAUGAAAGCAAUCCUUCAUCAGCUGAUGGUUACACCCAUAUAUUUAACAAAGUGAGAGAGGAAAAGACUGGAUCAACAAAAGCUACCAUGAUAACUGAUGAUACGAUCUAUGUCAAUGACCAAGAUGUUCGUGGUAGAUCCAUGAGUUGUUGCUUUGGCUGGUGCAAGAAGUAACUAGUUGCGCAGGAAGGUUCAAAUCUCUCAUCCUGUACAUAUCCUCAAAGAAGACUAUCAUAUUAUUUGGAUAUAUUUGAGAAAUGCAUUCUCCUCUGUGCUAGUGUGGAUGUUCAUGAAUAUGUUGAUGUAUUCGAAAACAUUUUCUUUCUAGUUUCUUGUGCCUCUGUAUCCUGAUUGCAACACUAUGGAAGACUAAAUUUCAGAUUGAUUCA
This is a messenger RNA of Musa acuminata AAA Group (dessert banana), 1212 nucleotides long. RefSeq names its product RPM1-interacting protein 4. NCBI's taxonomy places the organism in Eukaryota, Viridiplantae, Streptophyta, Magnoliopsida, Zingiberales, Musaceae. The transcript has 4 exons. The record is from RefSeq and is a predicted model, not a curated record. Bases 305 to 997 code for a protein of 230 amino acids. Gene Ontology annotation, cellular component: plasma membrane.